Molecule: messenger RNA, 300 nt
Organism: Zasmidium cellare ATCC 36951
Lineage: Eukaryota; Fungi; Ascomycota; Dothideomycetes; Mycosphaerellales; Mycosphaerellaceae
Exons: 2
Coding region: 1-300 (99 amino acids)
Cellular component (GO): mitochondrial large ribosomal subunit
Molecular function (GO): structural constituent of ribosome
Source: RefSeq, a predicted model, not a curated record
AUGCACACCAAAUACCUAACCUCGAUAAAAACAACCUUCUCCCCCUUCAACGCCCGCUCGGGAAAAACCAUCCGCAACUUCCUCGCCCUCCUGCCGCCCAACGCGCGCUCGACAAUGGCCAUCGACAUAAAAAUGCUGCCGAAAGCCCAGGCGCGGGAACCCGCUGUGCUGGAGCUCAAGUUCAAGGACGGCAAGGAGAUGAAUUUGAAUUUGGAGAAGAUGAAGAUAAGGGAUAUACAGGUUGAGGUGGAUCGGCAUUCGAGAGGGUUGAGAAGGGCGGAUGAUUUGUCGGGGAAUUAA